AUGACGACCCAUCCCGCAAUUAUUGUGACCGGCAUCAAAGAGCCGCUGACAAUUCAGCAAGUUCCCACUGUCGUGCCGCAGAAACAUGAGGUUCAGGUCAGAGCCGAAUGGGUGCCAUCUGCUCCAUUGGAUGUGUUCCAGGUUGAUGCCGGCUUGAUGGCACAAUUUCCGCUUCGUCUUGGAGACAGUGUGGCUGGAACGGUAGUUGCAGUCGGCUCUAACGUUCAACGCCUGAAGGUCGGCGACCGAGUAUUUGGGUUUGUGUUCCACAACGAGAACGAAAAGGCUCACCAGGUCUAUGUGACAGCAGCCGAUCAUUUGUUUGGCAAGGUCCCAGAUAACAUUCCUCUUUCUGCUGCUGCAACGUUGUCUACUAAUUUCUGUACAUCGUUUUUGACGUUGUCAGAAAACCUUCAAAUUGAACUGCCUUGGCCACGCCCAGAGAAUUUUGUGCCUCAGGACCAGGAUAUUCCUAUUUUGAUUUGGGGGGCAGGUAGCUCCGUUGGCAGUUAUGCAGUCCAGAUUCUGAAGCAUUGGGGAUACCGGAAUGUCCUAGUUACAGCCUCUCCCAAACAUGAAAAGCAUCUGAAGGAGCUUGGUGCAACACGCGUUUUUGAUUAUCGCAGCGCUGAAGUUGUGAGCUCCAUCGCCGGGGCCCUCGAGUCUGGAAUGUCUUGUCAGCCACUUCGAGUCUUUGACUCUGUGGACUCGAAACUCGGGUCACUGCUUCCGAUAUCUAAACUCGCGACUCAGCCAGGCUCUAAGGUUGCCGCAGUUCUCCCGGUCGUGAUCAGUGCACCGUCAUCUUCGGAAGGAUUGCAACUGUCUGCCGACCCUUCCAAGGAAGCCGACUGGGUCCAGGGCGUGGAAGUCCAUGCAAUUGUGAGCUACGCAUAUGAAGCUAAUUCCUUCUUGAAGGACCGUCUUAUGCCUGAAAUUUUGCCCACCUUACUCGCCCAAGGCGCAAUUCAACCCAGCAAACAGCGAGUCAUUGAAGGAAAGACUUUACUCGAGCGAGCAACUACUGCUCUGGACAUCAUGAGAAGUGGCACUGUCAGCGGCGAGAGGCUUGUGUGGAAAGUAUGGACCGCUGAGGAGUUCCCGGAACACAUGUAA
Molecule: messenger RNA, 1116 nt
Organism: Penicillium nucicola
Lineage: Eukaryota; Fungi; Ascomycota; Eurotiomycetes; Eurotiales; Aspergillaceae
Product: zinc-binding alcohol dehydrogenase family protein
Exons: 3
Coding region: 1-1116 (371 amino acids)
Molecular function (GO): oxidoreductase activity, acting on NAD(P)H
Source: RefSeq, a predicted model, not a curated record